AUGGUUGGACCACAAGUCACCUUAGAGAAAAUCUCUCGACUUGAAACAAGAAGUUCUGCUAUGGACAUUGAUCUCAUUGGGAUCGCCAAGAACAACAAUGAAAGAUCAGCCGCUGUGGCUUUCAUGAGCUACAACACGAUGGAGAAUCUACUGAAGCCAGACUUCUUCUACACACCAAAGGACACGAUUAAAACCAUGAUGUCCACUGUGAUCUCAGCUACUCUUCCCAAAACCACCAACACUAAACUAACCAAACCAGUCAACUUCACCCUCAGACACAUCAGAGAGUUUGAUCCCAGCGGUUCUCUGUUCUGUGUGUACUGGAAUAUUAGCGAGUGGAUUGUAGAUGGUUGUUCUGUUUUAAAAAACCACACCACCAGCAGCUACACUGUGUGUUCCUGUGAUCAUCUGUCCACAUUCGCUCUCAUCAUGCAAACCAGCCGCCGUCAGUCAGAGGUACAGAACAUUUCUAGUGAACACUGA
Cyprinus carpio (common carp) is the source of this 483-nucleotide messenger RNA. Its product is annotated as adhesion G protein-coupled receptor E3-like. The transcript has 3 exons. The record is from RefSeq and is a predicted model, not a curated record. Bases 1 to 483 code for a protein of 160 amino acids. Lineage: Eukaryota; Metazoa; Chordata; Actinopteri; Cypriniformes; Cyprinidae.